Messenger RNA from Plasmodium vivax (malaria parasite P. vivax), 13560 nucleotides. RefSeq lists its product as hypothetical. The coding region runs from base 1 to 13560 and encodes 4519 amino acids. NCBI's taxonomy places the organism in Eukaryota, Apicomplexa, Aconoidasida, Haemosporida, Plasmodiidae. The record is from RefSeq and is a predicted model, not a curated record. The transcript has 5 exons.
AUGAUAAAAAUUGACAGAGUACUAGAAAUCAACGUGCGCGAUUUGGCGCGCGACUUGAACGUUUUUUACAAGAAAAGUAAAGCCAUUCGGAACAUAGGACGAACGGAAAACGCUCGAAACAGACGUUGCUCAGAUAGAAGGACGGUGUCCAAGUGUGGAGAUACAGUCACCAUUUCUUUGGAAAGGCACAUUUUCAUUUGCAUGCGGAGAAGCGACACCUGGAGGGUGUUCCGGCACAACAGCUCCCACAAAAUCGACAAAUGCGUGUGCAUCGGUGACUCAGACGUUCUCCUAUUGCAGAGGGGCAACCACCUUUCCGCACACACGUUCGAACGGAUAGACAAAAAUAAACAGUUAAACGAAAUAAAGCUGUUGAGGAGACAGGACCUCUCAUCGAAUGCCCUUUUCUUCUGCGUGCACGGGGGUUCCAUUUACAUUGUGGAUCGAAGUGGGGCACUAUGGCAAACGGAAGUCCAAGACUGCCUGAGUGCGGGCACCUCCCCAAAGCAGGUCGAACACUUUCAUUUCCAAAAAGGCAACCAAGUGUACUAUUUUAGGGUGAAAAAUGGGGACACCCUAAUUAUUGCCUACUGUGAGGACGAGCGGGGGAAGGAGGUCCUCACAAUUAUUUACAACUUUGCGAGUAAGAAGCUGCAGCAAAUUCGUCUGAGUGUCUCCCCUGAAGUUAACCUGGAGGAGAAAGAAAAAACUAUUGACUGCCUCGAUUUGAACGACAACUACAUUGUGGUGCUGUUUAGCACCAACGAGCUGGCCGUUUUCCGAAAGGGGGGGAAGACCAGCAAGUGCAAGUUUUUUAAAUACCUUGACAGAAACGGGGCAAGCAACCUGAAGUACUUUAAAAGUAGAAGCUUGCGCGAGGUGGAGGAGUGCACAUCUAACGGAGGAUCUAACGGAGGAUCUAACGGAGGAUCUAACGGAGGAUCUAACCGAGGAUCUAACCGCGCUUCUAACUGCCCCGACGGGGUGAACAGGAUUUCCUCCCUGCAAAUGUGCGAGGACAACACCCUGCUGCUCACGUACAGCGAGCUCUUCCUCCCCGGCGCAGAGGACAGUGGCAGCAGUCACAAGUACCCCUCCCUCGUGAAGAGCGCCACGAACACGUUAAGUCUCUAUUGCGAUGAGAUAGAGAAGAUGUUUUUCUUGCGCUUUCUUUGCCAAGACAAGUUUAGCAACAACUCCCUCCUGCACGACAUCAAUGAGCAGUUGAUUAGAAGCCACAACAUGCACAUGUGCUUUGUGAAUUUACAGGGGGUGCGUACGCACACGGAGAGCAUCAACUUGGAUGAUGAGAUUUUCGCCCUGUAUGGGGAUGCAAUUCAAAUUUUGAGCAGUCGACUGUCCGGGAUGGGGGACUUGGCAGGUGCGGGAAGUUCAGCUAACUCGCUAAGCGGUGAAGGAGCCAAACGAAGGAGGGAAGAGCUCCUUAACCUGAGGGCGUAUCUAGACGUGCACGACAUAAGCCAAAAUAAAAGAAAAAUAUUUUUCAACGGAUUAAGUGAAGACCCCUCCGAAAAGGGCUUCCUCAGCAUGGACUUCCUAAAAGACAUGGCAAAAAAUAAAAGUCCAUCUGAUGGUGUGCAACCGUGUAGCAACCUAUACCUUUGCAGCAGCGAUGACUACUAUGUACUGCUGGAAAAUGCAGAAGACGAUUUUAAUUUAAUUUUAUAUAAAAUAAAAUUUCUGAACAUGUCAGUAUUUUUAAUUCAUUUAUUUUUUUACAACUACCACGAUGGUGUGUUGGCAGCUGAGCGGAAUGGCAUGACGUCCCUGCAUCAACUAUUUGUUUACUCUGUAUAUGACUACGGGGGGAGGUACUUCGAGGCCCCCCUGAGCGAUUUCCAGUGCCUCUUCCAAAUUAAAAACCUGUUCGACUUCCUGGAGAGAGCCGUGACGUACGACCCCUUCCUCUUCAGAGAGGAGGACGACCCGAACGUAAUCGAAUUGCUCAACUUGAAAAACAGCGGAAUUGGCCAGUACAGAUAUGUCCCCACGAAUUUAAACCGAAGCGAGCAAAAUAAUAACUACCACAACAUGUUUUAUCUUCUGAACAAGUCAGGCGAUAAUGAGGUCACGUCCAAAUAUGUGAAUAACUACUAUAAGGUGAAAAGGGUAAGCUGUGCGAACGUGAUGCAGCCUAUCGACAUAAACGUGCAGAUGCUCAAGUUGAAAACUGUGCUGUGCGUCUCCCUGCGAGUUGUCCUGCACCUGUUGGGCGAGGCGCAGUCGGCUGCCGAUGGGAUGCUCUCCUCCGAUGAGGAGUGCGACGCCGAGGAGGGGCCCGACACCGAUGAUGGGAACAACACUGGUGAGGGGUACCACACGGAUGAAGAGAUCCACUUCCUCACCAGGCUGAUAAAAAAUAAGGCAAAAAAGCACCGAAGGAAGAGACCCAAGUGGGCCCGCAAAGACGGACAAGCCUCUUUGCACAUGGGCGGCCACGCAGCAGAACCGCCGAACGGGGGACAUCUCGACGAUGAAAGCAGCGGAAUUGGAAGCGGCCAUAGUGAGGAGGAGCAGAACCGAAUCAACGAGAUAUGGGGGCUCUCGAUCGACCAGGCGGAGCUAAGCGGAGUUGAGAGCAGCAGUGUUGGUGGCAGCCGCAGCAGCGUUGGUGGCAGCCGCAGCAGCGUUGGUGGCAGCCGAAGCAGCGUUGGUGGCAGCCGAAGCAGCGUUGAUGGCAGCCGAAGCAGCGUUGAUGGCAGCCGAAGCAGCGUUGAUGACAGCUCCUCUUCGUCGAACGCACUCAAAAGACGAAACGAUGACGCGAAGCGGAGAGUUCCCCACGGGGUGUUCCUCCACGACGUAGACUACAACUCGUUCAGCGAGAGCCGCGCAUCCGUAGAGAAAAACGAAAUUGUGAAAAACAAAUUGAAGCUCUACAGAAGGGAGAUACUGCGGCAGAUUUAUAAGUACAAAAUGUACAGCUACAUCAUGAAGCUUCUAGAGAGGGAGAGGCGGAGGGGAAGGAACGAUUCGGGGUUUUGCACCCCAGGGGGGGAAGACACAACCCUCGAUUUAAUCUCCGAUAAGCCCCCAAUCGAUAGUAAUAAAAACAAACUGACCGACCUUUUCAACAUCUUCAAGAAAAACGUAAACGAUUCUACAAAGGUGGGGGAAAAAGACAGCCUGAACAGAACCGCCAACAGCGACGGGUUCAUUCCAAGCAGCGCAGAUGUAAAAGCGUCCAACAUCUACGUCAUCAGCUGGACCAAAUUUAAGUACUAUUACACCCCUUUUGACAUUGUAAAAUAUUUUAUAAUAAACCAGAAUUAUGUGUUAGUAAAAAUUUUUUUUAAAUAUUUUCGCUUUUUUGUUAACCACAAUUGGGAGAGGAUAUUUGCUUACAUUCCGGUGAACACCAAAGUUGAGGAUUUUUUUUUUCUGCUCCCGGGGGUUAAGGCAGUGGGGGGUAGUAGCCACCCUGUUGGGGGUGCUUUACCGGGGGAAGGCCCCCACGGUGCAUAUGCACAUGAUGGAGCGUCUACCCCGAUUGGCGAUAUACGUGUUGAUGGGGGGACCACCUUCCAUUCUCCCCAUUUUGUAAAAACGGGCGAAACGGAUGAGGAAGAAGAAUAUGCCAAGUGGACUCGAGAAAAUGACCCCCCCAAGGGAUUUUCCAACCAUUAUGAAGUACACUCUGAUGGUGAUGCCUUUUUGGCGUUCUUCUUCAGUAGGUGCAUUGCCAUAAUGAAGAGGACCCGGUUGGUGAAGAGCCGCCUCCUCUCAUUCGUCUACGUUUGUCUGAAACAAAUAAAUGGUGAUAACAUUUACGACCUUUUUAAGUACGACCCUGUUUUGAAGAGACCCACUUUUGACGAAUCGUACUUUUGCGAGUCUCCCCAUGUGGGAGCCGUGUUAAGGGAGGGCGAAGAAAAAAGGAGCGAUGUUACUCCAGAUGGGAAUCCCCACAGUGGAGCAGCUCCACGGGGGGAAGAACUCAGGUUGGACAGCCAAAUCGGAGGGAAGGCCCCCAAUUUUGGGGACCCCCUUUGGGUAAAAAAAAAUCUAAAAAUACAAAUAAAAAGGGACAACAUUCCGAAGAAAAACGUGCUCCUCAUAUACAGCUUCUUCACCCUCAUCAAGCUUUACGUGCUCUGCAAAGAGAAUCACAAAAAUGUAAAGUUCGAAGAUUUUGUAAUCAUGGAUGUGUACACUCGGUUGUGUCUGAUCCUGGAGUUUGACAUAAAGCACAUGUCUUUAGAACUCGACCAGGAUGGCUACAUAAAAAUGUUUUACGAAAAAUUGGAGGAAAUUCUGAGCAACUACCACUUGAUCGAUGAGCACAUCGCAUCUGCAGGAGGAGGGAAGUGCGAGCUUUUCACACAGGAGGUUGUCAAUUUGGUCUACAAGAAAGGGGAAAACGUUUUGGAGGGCAUCCACUUCAACCUGCUAUACACCUCGCAGCAAAUUUUUGUGCUGUUUUGCUUCAAGACGUUGAGGCUGCUGCAGGGGAGGAAUGGCCACCCCGGUGGUGAUCGAGAGGGAAAGGGAACGGGGAAGAAGCAUAACGCCGCCCGGUCCAGCCGCCUACCCGUGGGUGAAUCUUUAGGAUCAGCGCAGAGUGCAACGCGAGGAAAUGCAGAAGGGGUGGCAGGGCGAUCCACCCAGUCGAAGCGAAAAACGGAAAUCGACAAAAUUUUUGUUUUCCUAAAAUAUAUUUUCUACUCCUUUAAGCAUAGAGCCAUCUUGAGGAACGAUUACGAGUUCGCCUUUUUCUUUCUGGUGAUCUUUUACAGGUACAUGCACAUUAACCUGCUGCACUUUAUUUCCAUUUUGGGCGACUUUUAUAACCUGUUGCCGAGGCAGAUAGUGGAGGGCCCCGCUGAAGGAGGGACCGCCCCCCCGGGGGGGGAGCUCUUCGAUCUGGGCGAGCUGUUUCGAAGCGGGGAGGGCAGCGGUAAAGCGGUAAUUUACGACGAACAUUUGAGCCGCAUUGUGGGGGGGGAAUUAGAAGGCGCCGCGGGGGAGAGGCCACCAGUCGAAGCUGCCCCACUGGUGAGCGCACCUGUCGAGGCUGCCCCACUGGUGAGUGCACCUGUGGAGCCCCCCCCCCUGGUGGAGAAACUCCUGGACGUCUUCGAAAAGGACCUGAACGCCCUGGAGCUGAUCAAAUAUCUGAAGAAAGACUUCGCGCAGCACGCGGAGGACGAAAUCAGGGUAGACAUCAACAUGAUUGUGAGCUCCCGAAAUAGCAAAACCAAAACGGUACUUAACAUUUUCACCUUGUUCAAGAAGAUAAUGGCCUUUACGCACUACAAAGAUGCAAAUUUCACGAAGAACUGCUUCCAACUUUAUUACAAUUUAUUUUACCGGGUGGAUGUGCACACCUUCUUCCUCAUCCUCUUCUACAUCAUCCUCUUUCACUCCAACGAUUUUGGGUACCUAGCCAAUUUUCUGAGGUUCUUCCGGAGGGAUUACGGGGAAAGCGGUGGGGAGGGGCAGCCUCGCGGGCAUGGGCCGCUCCCUGGGCAUGGGCCGCUUCAUGGGCAUGGGCCGCUUCAUGGGCAUGGGCCGCUCCCUGGGCAUGGGCCGCUCCCUGGGCAUGGGCCGCUCCCUGGGCAUGGGCCGCUCCCUGGGCAUGGGCCGCUCCCUGGGGAGAGGCCGCUCCCUGGGGAGAGGUCGGAUGAGUGCAUAAAUUACCUCCUCCGGAGCAGGGCAAAAAUGGUGACGAUUAACGAAAACUUCGAGCACCUCUACAAAUUUGCGAAGCAGAUAUACUCCAGGGGAGGGGGCGGGUUCCUAUCCCACUUGGCCGACCAGAGUGAAGACCUCCUGGCCAACUUAAAAUUGCUAAAGUACAUGCAGACGUUCGCCAAUCGAAAGGGAGAAAGCGAAAAAGAAAGUGGCCCGCCCUCCAUGAGUCAGUACGUGCCCACACAGCUUACACACAAAAGGGAAUACAACGAAGAUAUAUAUAAAUCCUUUUCCAAGCUAAUUUCGCAGUCGUAUGAAAGGAUUUCCCCGAACGAUGUAAGCCCUGAGGAGGGGGCAAAGGACAACAGGGGGAAGAACAAAAGGGGGAGAAGUACCUAUCAGCCCCCUUUCUACAAGAACAUCCUUUACGACUCCUAUGUCAAGAUAGCCAUCGAAAAAAAUAAAUUCCUAAUUUUCAAAAAUGUAAUGCAGAACGAUCUCACAAUUUGCUACAGCAGAAGGAGGACCAUCCAGUUGAUUAAACUGCUCCAUUUGGAAAGGGAGCACCUUAGGGAUUCUCUCCUCUUCGUUAUAUGCACCUUACAUCUACAUCGGAAGGUAAAGGUCCUUCCCUUUUACCUGAUUCUCUUUCUCAUUUUAUUUCAAAACGAUCAAUUGGCGAACGACCAAAAGGAGGCUCUACAUAAGGCAAUCAGGUACUACGUGGAGUGCUCGAACCGAUCUGCCAGCUACGUUUAUAACUUCGGCAUGUCCCUCGUUUGUUACUUUUCUUUAAACCAUCCCGAGUGCAUUCCCCAGCUGUAUAAAUGCAUUGUCGCCAAAAGGGAGCACUUCAAUUCGGAGCGGAGACCCCCAAAGGGACAGAGUGGCAACGAGAACGACAUGCAUGAUGGCUUCCUCACCGUGUGUGACUUUCUACAAGAUAGUAAAAUUAAGGCGCACAGGAUAAGUGGUGGGGAUGCCAGGAGGCAGGGGGGGAGCGAUAGCCAUAGGAAUUACCACCCGGGUGUUGCUCAGCAGGGGGAAUCCCCCAAAAGUGAUCAAACAAGCGGGGAUAUAAGCGAACAUGCAAGAGAACAUCCCCAUUUGGGACCAUCGCAAAACGGUGAUGUGGGAGAGACGAAUCCGAUUGCGAAGGCAUUCUGUAAACUUACGGAGACGGCGGAGGCUUCAAAGGGGGGACUCCCCAGCGAAAGGCACGCCAAACUCCCUCUAGGGGAAAUUCUACACGUGACCGGGGAGGAGCCCAUGGAUUCAUACGAGCACACCUUUGAUGGGGAAGACCAUCUCGGCGAAGUGGAACUUCAAGAAGAAAUGGAAAUGUGCCAGUGGGGGGAGAAGUACCCCCUUGAGAAUCAAAUCGACGAGUGCGACGACGCGUGCGAUGACGCGUGGGGGAAGAGCCCCGGAGAGAACCGCCCACCUAGGGGGGAAGCCAACCAGAGCGAUAAGGAGUCGGACCAACUGGAGGGCAUCCUCACGGGCACCGAUUUUGAGGAAAUGGGGGCAUCGUCUGGGGAAUCGGCCAGCGAAGGGGGGGGAGCGCAAAAGGGGAGUGACACGAGUGAAGCGAGUGAAGUGGAUGCAGCAGACGACGCGGAUGAAACUGGUGAAGCGGAGCACCCCGCACAGGUGACCCCCCCAAACGGGGGCAGCAGCGAGGAGGGCGAGGAAGAAGGGGACUUCCCCGCAAAUCACAUCGCCUGGUACACCCAACGGAAAGGAAGCAGAAGUGCCCCCAGUAGGAACGCCCUUACGUAUCUGCUAAAAGAGGCUCGCAGCAGGAUUAACAAACACAACGUGAGCAAGUGGGACGUGGGUUGCAUCACCAGAACGGUGGGCGCGGUGAAGAGGGCCCUAAAGAGGAACGAAAAUAAACUGAAGGGAAUGGAAAACACUUUACAUGUGCACCAUUUCAACAAGAAAGUGCAGCAAAAUCAGCGGAAAAAACACAUCACUCAUAAGAGAAGCGUAUACAGUUCCCUCCUGAGCAGCGACCUCUACUUUGCAUUUCUGCACCUUCUAGAAGUGGAGGAUUACCCCUUUAUCUACACCUUCGUGAAGAGGAUCCUUUUGAAUAAUUCAAUAACGAUUUACAAAAAAAUGGCCAUCGUUGAGAGGCUACUUCUAAGCAUGUACUCCUUUCAUGCACAGAUGGGAGAAGAAGCGGAGGGGCUCCAUCUCCAAGUCUCAACAGAUAUGCCCCCAUUUUUAAAAAAAAUUUUUAACCUGCUGGUGAUUACGAAGUAUUUGCUGCUCCAGUUGAAGGUCAACAGGUUAUACAAAAUCGAUUUGCAAAAAAUUUUCGUCGAGGAUGGCUAUAAAAAAGUGCUAGUGGAAAAAUUCGACAAAGAAAGGUGCGAAAAAAUUUUGCAAGUUUUGCUUAAAAUGGGAGACAUUUCGAGGGUGCCGCUUCUAAAUAUGCACCUCCGUGUGAGGAAAAAAGGACACACCGUUGUGUAUGACUUGGGGUGGCCGGAUGGACCCAAGGAAAGGGGCAACUUGGUGGAGGGCAGCUUCGUGCAAGGUAGCUUCAUGCAGGGUAGCAUAUUGCAAGGUAGCAUACUGCCGAAGCACCUCAGCGAGAACGUGGCGGAAAACCCCAGUGACCAUAAGCGCCUGCAGUUUCUCUUCGAAAUUGAGGUGGAAAAGCAAAUGCUUAUGCACUUCCAGAGGAGUGAAAAGAACGCCUUACUGAUUUAUAUCGCCACCCAUUUGAAGUACCUCCAUUUUAACCUCCAUUUUGUGAGGAAAAUUAUCUUCUACAUGUACGAAAUGUGUUUGUAUUUCCUCUGCCCGGCUACCUACUUUUUGAGGACUUCCUUUUAUGACUUCUGCAUGGGAAACCUGUUCUCCUCCCUGUCGCGCAUCUUGAAGAGGCUAUCUCGCACGGAGGUGGUAGCGAAAUUGCUCGGCCUCCGUUAUGUGUGGAUUUGUCUUGGAGAAGUCACCGCAGAUGUGGGGGGAGACCCCCCGCAGAGCAUCGAAGAAGGGGAACCAAGAGAAGGUCUCUCCAAAAUGGAAGCAAUAAAAAUAUUAUACGCUUCAAAAAUUUUAAACCCUUUCAAUUUUCACCUCAAGCAAGUACAAGCGGAGAACCCCCCCUUUGACCAACUCAUUUGCGACCACGUGGGGGAUUCACAAAAGGAAGUUCAAACGUAUAAGUUAGGAAAGGAGGGAGCGUACCAUAUGGUAACUCACCUGUGGAGUAAAUUUGACAUCCAGCCGCAACUACACGAUUUGAGUUUCCUUCUGAAGGGGCUGAACAUUCAGUUGGACCCAUUUUACUAUGCGAAUGAGGAGAGCCACCAAUUGAUUAAGGACCUCUUCGACGUUAACGAGGACGACUAUGUUAAGCACUCCCUCCUGAUUACCCUACUGAAGAGAGAUUUUACACACCCAUUUGAAAUUAAAAAUUUGGAGAACAAUUUGUCCCAUUUCUUCCACGCCAAUGAGAAGCACCACAAGUGCUUCAUAAAUUUUUACCUCUACCGUAGUGCACUAAAAUUAGGCAAUUUAGAAAAGGUGUCGACACUAUUAACGCACCUUCUGAAGUGCCCUCUAAAGGACUUCUGCAGAAACGUUGAAUUCGACUUCACCAAGUGGAUGCUCCUACGAAGAAAGCAGAUGGAGAAGUUUUUGCACUUUUACAAUGUGAUGGGCAGACUUGGGAUGGACCACCCCGGGGUCGUAGUCAAACUGGUUGCCGAUCAUUUGUACCGAGUUGACUACCUUUUGUUCCUCCACCUGGUGCACUUCGAUGGGGAGGGAGACCCGUCCACAGCUAGAAAGCACAUCCUCCUCAAGCUGCUCAUGGUGCUCUUCUUCACAUCGCGAAGAAAUGCAGACGCUGACUUUUCAGUGAACGAUUUUUUCCACUUUUGCGCGGUUCACUCCCCGGGGGGAGGGGACUUACCCUCGUGGGAAUGCUACCCCCCAGGGGAUAUAACCCUCGAGGGGGAAUUCUGCAGGGGUGAUCAGGGGGAAGCGGCCAGUGAGAGGGUGAGCCAAGUUAGCCAAGUCGGCGAAGCGGAAGGCCCCACAGUGCUCGCCACCCGCAGCGGCAGCUCCGUGGAGACAGACGACGAGCUGUACAUUGACAAGCGCAUGGAGGUGCUCGAUGAGGAGGGCCACAGCUUUGCAGACAGAGAGGACGCCCAGAUGGGUGAAGCGGAGCCACACUUUGACGAGAGUUCCCCCGUUGUGGGUACCCCCCUGCUAAGUAUGAAUGAGGAAGGAGAGUCGUCAGGCGAGCCCUACGAGUACACGGACCAAGAAAAGAGCCUCAUCGCGGAUAUAAACAAUUUUUUCCAAAAUGAUCGCGCUGUUGGCGGAGUGGGUGACGGCGAGGCGCCACGCGGAAGAGACAUCCACGUCGACCUGGACGAGAGAAGAAUUGGCCAAAUUGAAAAGAGGGGCAACGGGGAAAAGGGCGGUCAAGGCGGUCAGGGCGGUCAGGGCGGUCAGGGCGAUCAGGGCGGUCAAGGCGAUCAGGGCGGUCAAGGCGAUCAGGGCGGUCAAGGCGAUCAGGGCGAUCAGGGCGGUCAAGGCGAUCAGGGCGGUCAGGGCGGUCAAGGCGGUCAAGACGGGCUGGUCGGUCAGGGCGGUCAAGGCGGUCAGGGCGGUCAGGGCGGUCGCUUCCGCCGCUUCGACCAGCACGACAUGCACAACGCGGUGGCCUCCUUCUGCCGCCAACGCAUAACCCUCCAGCAGGUAAUCAAACGGGUUGUGAAGAACGAACUGAAGGCAAUUUUGUUCCUUCGCUUUUCCAGCAGAGUAACCGUGUUCGGCCUGUAUGAUAAGGCAAAGCAGGUUGACCACUUUCUCCGCAGCCUGGGCGGACGCAACGUCUUCUUCUCCCUCGAGAUGAUGGCCAUGCUGCUGUGGAGGAGCAAAAGGAGGAGGUCCAGGAACGGGUUCAUUUUUCACUUCUUUGCGCUUCUGCACGCUUUGCACUUCCUCCGGGGGGGUGGCAGUGGCCAUCACAGUGAGCAGCAUGGUAAGAAGCAUAAUGAGCAGCGUAAUGAGCAGCAUGGCAAGCAGCUUGGUGAACAGCGUAAUGAACCGGCGGAGCGCAACUUCCCCAACCAGGACGACCGCGUGGAGAACAAGGAGGGCCUCCUCCAAAGCCUGACGGUCCUCCUCCUCAUCAACCUCACGAAUACAUUCCUGCCAUCGGUGAACAGACUCUACCUGUUGGAAGAGAAGCAACACCUUCUGUUUGACCAGGAGAAGCAGCAGAUAAGCGCCAAGCAAGAUGUGGCCAAUUUUGUCCUUAUAAUUCUUAACCUAGUCGAAGAGACCUACGUUAAGGGUUAUGAAUUUGUUUAUUUGAGUCUCCUCCUCUUGAUGGAGCACGUGGUGGAGCUCUUAUGUGACGACAGCGAUGUGGUAGUCCCCCCCACCAUGGCGCACAUCUUCAAGUGUAAAAAGGUGCAAACGAUGCUGGACGGUUAUGCGAAGGGGUGCUGCCCCCCUGCGGGGUACGGCAAAGCGGGGGAGACGCAGAUGGGGGGAAAGAGAAAUACCCUCGCCGGCCUCCUCACCCAACAGUCGUACGACCGCAUUAGAAGCACGAUGAGCCACAUUUACCUGAAGCUCCUUUCCACCUGCGACAAGUCCAUUGUCCUAGUCUGCAAAAUCAUCAUAGGGAACCGAAUCAGCGUGGAGGACGAAAAGGAGUUAUUUAAAAAGGUGAGGAGCACCAUACUACUCUUCUUCACAUCAAAUUAUUCCCAAAUAAAGGCGAACAAAGAGACGCUACUCCUGCAGAACAAUCCUAAGGGCAAACUGAAGAGAGACAGAAGCGAUUUGUUUCAAACGAAAAUUGCUGCCUUCAUAAAGGUCCUCCUGGUGAUAAUGCACUACAACGUUCAUUCGUUUAAAAAUUGGGAAUACUACGAAACCAUCAAGCAGAUAGUCACCGAUGGGGAGUGGUUCCGCAUCUUCGACGCCAAGUACGCGAGGGAGUCGGUCGAGAUGAACUUCCUCUGCAAGAGGUACACCCGAAGGGGGGGACACCCCCACAACGCGCAGGGAGGAGGGCAUCUCGGUGUACAUAUCAAUGAGGGGCUCAAUGAGCAGCUCAGUGGGGGCCUCGCUGCACAGCUGAGUGCUGGCCUCGCUGCCCCCGUGGAGGACGCCCCCAACGAGGGUGCUAGCGAUAGUGCAGAGGCUGCACAUCCGGCAGUCCACCACCGCGAAACGGCGCAGCCGAUAGAAGAGGAGGAUGACGAAGUAGCCCAGGUGGAAGACCCACACGAUUGGGACUCCUCCGAUGGCAGCUGUGCGGAAGUGAACAAAACGAUGCGGUUUUUUUUGCAAAGCUGCAGAGAGGCGGAGGAGGAACGUUCCACGCAGAGGGACGUCGACUCGGGGGAUACCCCUAAUUUGCUAAGUUCGAAUGAAGUGGUGCAGGGCAGUUCCCCGUGGAGCGGGGCACCCCCGGAUGGCGGCAGUGACCACCCCGUGGGGGGAGAACAGAGUAAGCGCGGUGACAAAUUGGAGAUAAAGGGAGUGAUCCCCGGAGUGGCCCACACCGCAGUGGAGGGGCUGUUACACGAAGAGGACCCCCAUGAGGAAGACCCCCAGGAGAACUUCCAGGAAGACGACCCCCAAGAGAACUUCCAUGAGGAGAACCCCCUGGAGGAGGACCCCUUCCAGUUUAACACCUCCAAAGUGCGCGAAACCAUCCUGAACGACUACGGGAAAGGCUUCCUCUCCAAGUACAUAAACAGGCUGGCCACGAAAAAGGAGUGCGAAGAGAGGCUGAAGCACGUGGGGAGGAAGUCCCAAAUGAUGAACCUAGUAAAGUACGCAGCGUACAUCCUACGAUACUGGAACAUCGAAAUAGAGGAGUUGCAGAAAGGAGAAAGAGAAGAAGGAUUUCAAAUUUUAAUUUUUUUUGCAAAUCAUUUUCAUUUUUUUGAGAAUUUAAUAAAAUAUAAAAUUAUUCUUAAGCUGUAUAUGAAGAACGAGCUCAGCCUGGCAGACGAACUCCUGGGGCAGAAGAGUAGGAUGUGGUCUUGGUACCGAAAUGACAUCAAAAUAAAGAGCUCCAUUGAGGAUUACCUCCUGAGGGAUAUAUGCUACACUGACUUCUUCACCGCCAGGGGGGGUAACGAGACGUUUCUGCGCUCAUUUAGCCAGGUGUUAAGAAGGGGCCACUGGACUCACUGCACUAGUGGUCCGCUUUCCCGGCAAGAGGGGGACCCCCCCACCAGCUGCUUCUACUUAGGCAAUUACCACAACAAUAGGGUUAACGGGGCAUUUCUCAAAAGCAUAUACAUGCAGCAUUACGCCUUUAGGAAGUACUGCAGAGAGGCGGGGGGUGGAAGACACUUGGGGGAAUAUCUCCCCAGGGAAAUGCACCUCAGCAGGGGAGCCACUACCCACUCGGGGAAACACACAACUAAAGGAGGGGAAACAACACAUAAUCAGCCAAGUCAUACGCACCACUCGCAUAAUGUGCAUGGUUACUCCCCCCAAGAGGAGUCCCCAACGAAACAAAGCACCAACCACUUCCCCCUGUUCUUCCUCUCCCUCAUGGACCUAUACGCACGCACCGCAGACGUUUACGAUUUUUACCUCCAGGGAGUUAUCUUCAAGUUAAUGAAAGAGGAGGAGCUACACCUCACCAAAGCGAAACAGUACCAGGAAGAUUUACAAGCAUAUCUCCAGAACAUGCUAAACCAGUAUGACCUAUAUUUGAUGCUUCUGCACUAUCAGCUGUUUACCUUCCAGUCCAUUUGCUGCUCCAACACGAGCACGAAUUUUCUGAAUCGGCGCGAGCAGAAGCUGGUUCUCUACCUCUGGGUGAGGCUCACCCAGGACCUCAUGAAGAAGUACCGGUCCAACAUCAACCCAGCCAAUGCCUUCCUCUGA